Messenger RNA from Scatophagus argus, 885 nucleotides. RefSeq names its product ribosomal L24 domain containing 1 (gene rsl24d1). Gene Ontology annotation, cellular component: nucleolus. Gene Ontology annotation, biological process: ribosomal large subunit biogenesis. The transcript is spliced from 6 exons. NCBI's taxonomy places the organism in Eukaryota, Metazoa, Chordata, Actinopteri, Scatophagidae. Bases 79 to 573 code for a protein of 164 amino acids. The record is from RefSeq and is a predicted model, not a curated record.
AGUCAAGGCAGGGGAAGAAGUCGAAACGGGGCGUUCUUGUUUUUGUCAGUUGUCACACGCAGCGCAUCUGCUGUGAAAAUGCGCAUCGAAAAGUGUUAUUUCUGCUCGGGACCCGUGUACCCCGGACAUGGGGCAAUGUUUGUACGCAACGACUGUAAGACAUUCAGAUUCUGCAGAUCAAAAUGCAUCCUGAACUUUAAGAAGAAGCGUAACCCAAGAAAAACAAGAUGGACCAAAGCAUUCAGAAAGGCAUCAGGAAAGGAGCUGACAGUGGAUAACUCUUUGGAGUUUGAGAAACGCAGAAACAUACCUGUUAAAUAUAACAGGGAUCUGUGGGAGAAGACAGUGGAAGCAAUGAAGAGGGUGGAAGAAAUAAAACAGAAACGACAGGCAAGAUUCAUCAUGAACAGAUUAAAGAAGGGCAAACAGUUGGAGAAGGAAGAGGCCAUCACCGAAGUGAAGAAAAAUAUUCAUCUUAUCAAAGCACCUCAUGCAGGAAAAGCAAAACAGUUGGAAGCCAAAAUGGUGCAGAAGUUACAAGAAGACGUGGACAUGGCAGAUGAAAAUAAUUAAGCUUGUUUGUGUGGGGAAACUCAUGAGCAAGUUGACCUUGAUUUAUUUUGUACUUCUGUUUUGGAAUCAAAACUUUCCAAAUGGCUGAUGAUGGACAGUAAUUGUAUUGAGUUUUGCAUAACUGUACAACCACUGAAAGCAUUCACCGAGCCACAUCUCCGAAGCAGCAGCAGUUAACUACACAUCUUAUUUUGUUUUUUCUGAGUGACAGCUGUGGCUGUAAAGAAUUUAUUCUGUCCUGUUGCAUUGUAUAAUGUAUUACAAUAAUGCAGAAAAUGUAACCCACAAAAAAAUAAAAACGUGUUUUGGGAA